This is a messenger RNA of Suillus fuscotomentosus, 1278 nucleotides long. RefSeq lists its product as uncharacterized. The record is from RefSeq and is a predicted model, not a curated record. Lineage: Eukaryota; Fungi; Basidiomycota; Agaricomycetes; Boletales; Suillaceae. Bases 1 to 1278 code for a protein of 425 amino acids. The transcript is spliced from 9 exons.
AUGGCCGUACCUCCCGAAGUAGCAAAUGAUGCCCUGAAUGCCAUGCUCGCUGUCGUGCAAUCGCUCGCUCAGCGCUGCAUCAAGGUGAAGAAGGGUGAUCCCGAGGGCUUAAAGCUGUCGGACGAGAUUGCCAGGCGUGUGGCAAAAGACUUAAAACUAUACAGUGGGAAUGCUACAUCAUUCUCCCCACAGCUGCUCUCAUUUGCCGCCGUUGUGAGACAGCACUCAAAGGGCGGGGCCUUUGAAAACGUCCCCGACUGGACCUCCACCGUGGACUAUCGCCCCCCCUCCACAUUUAACAUUCCCGCCAUCGCGACAUCGACUGAUAUUCCCGCCACCGUCCCAAUACCACCGGCCCUCAUCGUCCCACCAUCGACUCCCUCGACUCCGCCUUCUAUGCCAUCCCAAACGGACCUGGAUGUCAUCGCUAAACUGGUAGACGAACCGAAACGACAGUGGAAGGUAGCUUCCGCAGCCGGCGAUAGCAAGAAGAGGAAGGCGGAAGAUGAAGGGGCCAACGCGGUUGCCAAAAAGAUGAGGAAGUUGAAGUCCGAUGUCAAAAAGGAGCCAACCGGAGUCAUCCAUGUGAAACGAAGGGCAUCUAACAGCUUACCGAUCCAGGAAUCAUCGCCUGUCGCUACUGACAAGGAUGUUCUGCUAGUCGGAGACAAGGAUUUCCUGGACGCAGAAACUUGGCCUGCAGAAUGGGGCUCGGAUUCUGAUGUCGCUACUCCUUUGCAGCAUUCUGUUCGUUACCACCCCCGGCACUGCGACAAGUGUGCCAAGUUGGACAUAGCCUGCGUUGUCCUCCCCGACAAGAAAUUCGGGUAUACACGCCUCGCCUGCGCCAAUUGUGACAACAUGAAGAUCGCAUGCGCAAUCGACGGCGUUGGUGUCCGACAGAGGUUGCAAGAUAAUGCGGCGAAAGCAUCCUCUGACGCGUGCAAAACCCCCAAGACGUCCAACAUUGCUGGUAGCAAAGGAGCGGAGAAACAGCCCAGGGCGGUCCUUCCGGGUCAGGCUCAAGUACAGCCGGAACACCGGCAAUCGCCUGCGCCCACCAACCUGCUGGAACCAGAGCCCACCGCAAGAGACAUCUUGCAGGGCAUCCAGGACCUCGGUCAGAGGUUGGAUCUCCUCGCCGCCAAUGAGCGGGUAGACGUGUUGGAGGUCAGAGUGGGUUCAGUUGAGACCAACCUGCUUCAGCGGUUGGACGAGUUAGAGCAACGGCUCAACAAAUCUGAUGCCCGGUGGCAAUCUUUGGAAUCCCUAAAAUAG